Molecule: messenger RNA, 8400 nt
Organism: Spirodela intermedia
Lineage: Eukaryota; Viridiplantae; Streptophyta; Magnoliopsida; Alismatales; Araceae
Source: the annotation of a GenBank genome assembly
AUGCGCGAGACGAGAGUAGACGGUCAGGCGGCGGUCCCCCGAGCUCUAUUCUUCUUCUUCCUCCUCCUGGCGGCGACUCUGAACUGCUGUCUCCGGGACCGGGGAGCCCACGCGCAGACUCUUCCCCCGGAGGAAGGUGAGUUAUGCGGACGACCACUCUCCUCCGCUCUGCUCCUCCUCGCCACGGGAUCAGCUGCUCUCUCUCUCUCUCUCUCUCGUCUUCUCAAGCCCGGGGGUUGUGUUGGCGACAAUCACACAUGUUUUUCGGUUUUAAAUGGGAAGAAUAUUUUCCCUCUCGGCGCUCAUCGAGUAGGUAAAUUCUCUCGGCAGUCAGAAUUUUUUCAUAACCAUUCAGAUACAGAACCAUCUUCGAAUUGAUUCCAUUAUUCGCAAUAACGACUAUACAGGAAUUUACUUCGUUCAUCAUAUAUACAAAUAUAAAAUUAUUAUAGAUAUUUAUUAAUUUUCCCUAACUGGUUCCUCGCUCUCUCUCUCUCUCUCUGUCUCUCUCUCCCCUCCGUAUAUAUAUACAAAUAUAUGUAAUUCUUACUUAUUUCUUAUAAUAACCGCCGGGGGGAACCGCGCGAGAAACGUUCAGUCGAAGCUCUCAAGCAGAUCGCUUUAAAGCUGAAGAUAUUGGAGUGGGACUUCGACAAAGAUCCUUGCACCCAAUGGCCGAAGGAAACCAGUGACCUCUACGUCCACAAUGUCGCCUGCCAGGAAAUCACCACGACCACCACGAACGCGACCACGAAUGCGACCACGAACACCACCGCCUGGCAUGUCGUCAGCAUGUAUACCCCAGCCGCUGUCCCCUCCUGAGUGGCAUUCCCGUUAUCUGGUCUCGUCGAUGUCCGACUAUAGCUGAUUCGUUUCUGUUGGGACGAAAUUGUGCUCAGCGAAAUCAAGGGGGCUAAUCUGACCGGAGUGCUGCCGGAUGAGUUCGGCAGGCUCAGACACCUAUCCUCUUUGUACGCUUACCGUCCAAAUGUCUUGUGUUUCUUCAUUUUUUCUUUUAAAAUUUGAGGAGCUAAACGUCUCCGCUCUCAAUUUAUCCUCUGAAUCGGCGGAACUGAGCAGUGACGUCUCUCGGAACUACAUCAGUGGCUCCAUACCUGCCGCUAAUUGGACUUCCCUUCCUCUGAAAAACUUGUAAGUCACCACCAUUCUGAUCCUUACAUCCCCGUCAACGCAAAGUCGAUUUCUCUAUUCUGGGGUCUAGGUGCUAGUGGAUCUAACCAAGGUUUUUGUUGUGUACCAUUGCAGAAGCAUUCUGAUCAACCGUAUCUCGGGUGCGAUUCCGGAGGAGAUUGGAACAAUUAGAACACUUGAAAUACUGUAAUGAUUUUAUAUCCUGUUCGUAGCAACCAUUUUAUGCCCCAACCGGUGUUCUACAUUGGUAUUAGUUGCUAAUCCACAUGCUUUGUUCCUAUUGAAUGCUUUUACCUCUAGUUUCUUGGAGAGUAACUUGAUGCAAGGGCCUCUGCCUCGGAACCUCGGAAAUUUGACCAACUUGAAAAGACUGUAAGCCUCUAGUCUAUGUUAUAUUAUUCUCCAGUAAUUGCAUUGUCGUUCUUUACGUGAAUUAAAGAGAAGAAAGGAAAUUAUCGAUAGAAUGAUCGUAAAUUCUGUGACAGUUAAAGAAAAUCAGUGACAGAGCAUCACAUUAUUUCAGCCUUCUGUCUUGUAACAACUUUUCCGGUGAGCUUCCAGAAACACUGGGUAACCUGAAGAACUUGACGGACGUGUACGGUUCCUGCUCUUAUAUUUGUUGGAUUCUAUCAUGAAAUUAGGGACCAUUUUAGAAUGAAUUAUCGGUGCGGGGUAAUGUUUUUCAGUAGACUAGAUGGAACCGAGAUAUCUGGGAAGAUACCAAGCUUCAUUGGGAACUGGACCAAACUAGACAGACUGUAAGCUCACCUGUCUUUAUGUUUCUUUUCCCAGCGCGGUUUAUCAUUUGAAGAGGAUAUGCUUACUAUAUGGCAUUCUCAUUGGGUAUAGUACAUUUUUCUAAUCUCGCAGUGACAUGCAAGGAACACUUAUGGAGGGUCCAUUUCCACCCGAGUUCUCUUUAUUGCAGAGCAUAACGGAGUUGUGCGUGUGACUCUACUCUUUUCCCGUAAUCAGGGCCGUUGUCUGUGGUAGUUCAGUAUAGUGAUAAUAGAUAUGUUGGCUUUCCUUUUGUAGGAGAGUCUCUGACCUGAAAAAUGCGGGCGGUAGCUUCCCUCCCCUUGAAAAACUGAUAAAUCUGAAACAAUUGUAAGACUGCGAAUGGCAUUUAUCCAUCCGCAUUAAUAUACUUUUGACGAUUUGUUGAUUGGUUUUCUGUGUGAACAAUGUCAGGGUCCUCCGAAAUUGCUCAAUUUCUGGCAGCAUCCCGGAUUACAUUGGCACAUUUACUAAACUGCAAACCCUGUACAGCUCCUUGAACCCAAAUGUUUGCAUAAUAUGUUGUUUAAAUGGUGAUCAUGCUUGCAUUUGAGAGUUUUGAGAUAUUUUAGGCUAAAAGUCAGUUUCUAUGAUGCCCUGAACGAGCGGUGAUAUGCUGCAUCUUUGCAUGGGUUUAGAACAUCUGCAUGUGAUUGGCAUGCUUAUGUUAGGGCUCAGCAGUUUCUUAGGGCACUACCCAGAAUAACUUUGGACUUCCUCCCAUGAUGUAUAUUCUUGAUUUGAAGCCAUCAGUGAGCAUGGAUUUGAGUACAAUCCUCUUUUUCUGGUCUGUUUAUUUCCCAAACGAAGUUUAGGCGUCGAUCUUGGCGCAUAUAUUUGAUCCAGGAACCCUUGUCUGACGAUAGUACGUACAUUGCCAUUGAUGUGGUCCUUCAUAGCGUAGUUGCUAAUUUCUCCUCUUCACCGCAGAUUGUUUAAAAAAAAGGCUGUAGUUGAAAACUUAGAUAUAUCAUAUGCCAGCAAAGAAGUCUGAUGCACAAAUUAUCAGAGGUAUGUAAAUUAAUUCAGAUCUGCACUCCAUUCUGGGGUGGAACGUACGUUAAUAAAUGAGAAUGUGGUCGUUACAAUUUUAGUGGUAUCAACCUUAGCAAUUAUUCCAUGGUAUGUACCUGCAAACAACCCUUAACAGGUUGGGAAUUUUUACUAACCUUAAUAUUAAGAACUAUUCACAGAAAAUGAAUGAUUUUUUUGGUUAAAAUUCUUGCACUCUUUUGGACUGCAAACUAGAACAAUUGUUGAUGUCAUGUUUACUUGCACACUUAUUCUGCAUCAAUGAUUUCAUCCGCUCUUCUGGACUUCAAACUAGAACAAUUUUUGAUGUCAUGUUUACUUUGCACGCUUAUUCUGCAUCAAUGAUUUCAUGCAGCCAUUGCUCAUACUUUUUGAUAAACCUGUGCUGCGGAGAUCUGAGCUUUAAUAAUUUCACGGGUGAAAUACCAGGAAACUUUGAGAAUCUUAGAAGGUUAACAACUAUGUAAGUGACUGUGUUCGCUUUACUCAAUGGUUCAACUAAAUAACCUGCCGAAAAUCAGGACAUCCAUACCUUUUUCUUUGUAUGCAAUAUUUUCGUAAUAAUUUUAUCAUAUUGCACAUUUUUAAUUUUUCAUCAUCAGGUACCUUACAAGCAACAAACUUACGGGAUCAAUACCUGAUUGGAUUAAGAGAGGCAAACAAAAUAUGUACGUUUGUCUUGCUGGAAAUUUCUUAAAUUUCAUGUCCGAAUAAGUUUUUGGUUGCGUAAGAAUCAUCUUCACAAUAUAACGUUAAAAUUUCAGAGAUAUCUCUUACAAUACAUUCACCGAUGUUUCAUCUGCGCCAGAUAACUGUGAGCAAGAAUCAACGUAAGCAUGUUUUUGUCUGGCGGACAUAUGGAAUUGAAUUCUUGUUUUUGGAAGUAAAUAAGGUUUACAUUACUUGCAGGAACUAUGUUGCCAGCUUUUCGUCGACCACAAGUGACUCGUAGGUUUCUGACAUUGUUGAAGUACAUAUUAUAUUAUGGGUAUCUCAGGUGUCCAAAUCAUUAAUUCUCUCCAUUUAACCUUUGCAGGAUAGCGUCAUGUUUAAGAAAGGACCUCCCGUGUGAUGGCACACCUAAAAGUGGGUAUAAAUCUCCUUUCUAGGAACAACUUCUUGACCUUUCAGUUGGAUUUUUUCUUUUGCGGGGUUGGAGUAAAACAACCCUAUGAUUUGAAAGUCUGACUUACGAACAUGACGUUCUCUUGAUUAAUUUUUAUUUGACUUUUUGGAAUUUCUGCAGACUAUAACCUUUUCAUAAAUUGUGGAGGCGAAAGUGUGACUGUUGACGGCAACGAAUAUGAACGUGACACAUCACCGGAAGGCGCAUAUCCAAGUUUAAGCUUUCUAGCAGCGGAAAGUGGGCUUAUAGCAGUACAGGAAACUUUAUUGGGGGAGGAAGCGACGCAUCAUUUGUAGCAGAAGCUACAUCAUUAUUGACAAUGACCAAUGCAGAAUUGUACAAAACUGCUCGUUUGAAUCCGCUCUCUCUAAAAUACUAUGGUCUAUGCUUGCAGCCAGGAAGUUAUACAGUCCAACUGCACUUUGCUGAAAUAGUUUUCACUUCUGGCCGGACAUUUGUCAACGUUGGAAGGCGUGUGUUCGAUGUAUCAAUCCAGGUCAUUUAGAUUCUUUGGACUUACAAUCUUCAUGAAUGCAUAUAGUUUAUUAUUGCUCUUAUCCUACAGACAUCCAUGAUACUGUUUUCGAUGACUUCCGGACAAUCAUUCCUGAUUAUUUUAUCCCACAAUGUCAUUCACGUUCGUCAUUUAGCGUCAUAUCUGCUGAUUCUUAUCUUUGCUUCGUUCAAACAUGCGGCUGUGAAUGAAGACAGGAUACAUGAUAUCAUUUGUUGCAUAGUAGAAAUCAUUUUUGUAACACUUUUCAAUUGUGUAUUGGUAUUCAGGUAUUCCCUUUUCUCUUUUCGUGGGUGUUUGUUUCUGAGUACUUGUGCAUUGUACUAUAGUCUUUGUCUUUCUCUCUCUAGUUGCAAAUUGGACUUGGGUUCUGUACUGCAGAUUUUUGUUUUUUGUAUUUACUUAACGAAGUUGUGUGUUUUUCCAGCUGAUUAAGCUCUCUGCUUUGAAUCAGGGAAGAAAGGUGUUAAGAGACUUUAACAUCGUAGAAGCAGCGAAUGGGACUGGUAAGGAAGUUAUCAAGAAUUUUAUUGCCCUUGUAGAGGGUAGCACAUUGGAGAUCCAUUUCAAGUGGUCUGGCAAAGGGACGAAUUCGAUUCCGUAUAGAGGUGUCUACGGGCCGCUUAUAUCAGCAAUUUCAGUAACACUGAGUAUGUACAUGAACAUGUUUUCUGCUCUCCUAUUACCAUCUGAUUGGUUGAUUCUAAUUAUUUUUUUGCAUUGUAGAUUUCACAGCUCGUGUGUUCAAGAACAAAAAGUUUCCAGUUGGCACUAUCAUUGGUAUUGCUAUCGCUUCAACAAUAUCAGUGAUGAUGAUGACCAUGGGUAUCAUAUGGUUUUGCUUCAGGAGGAAAGCCAUUAGGAACGAUGGUGAGAUUCCAUUUGAAUUUAUCUCUAAAUAUAUGGGGUACAUGAAUCGGUGUAUCUAAAGAAAUCUUUGAGGCAGAUCUGCACGAGGCAAAUUUUGACUCUUAUCCUCUGUGUCAAAAAUUAAACUAGCCGUUUUUGCUUAUGCUAUCUUUUUUUGUAUAGAUCGUUGUAGAGGAAUUCUCAUAUCUGAUGCAAACAUGGCCAAAUCUGCAGAUAUACAAUUUUUACUCGCAGUACUAUGUGCCAUCUGUGUAGAGAAUUUUAAAAUAAAGCAGCGGAACUUUCUGCAGUUUUGUUUUUCUUUUUUGCAACUUGUGGGGCUAUCAAGUGCACUUGAAUGAAAAGCGAAGAGCAUGGUGUUGAGUUUCGGAUGUCCUUAGAACGGCAUUUCAACCAAUAUGUCCAAGUGAUAUCAGAGACUGUUGUCCUGAUAUCUUUUUUAAUGGACCAUUCUUGUUAUAUAGCUCAAACGUCCUGGAUGGCCGAAAAGUUCAUCAAUCCCUAAACGGAUUGAUGUUCAAGGGGGUUCCUUCCAUAUUGCUUAGCUUGUGCACAAUCCUAGUUCUAAUGAAAAGAGUAGACUCUUAGUGUUUCUUCUGGUCGUUAACCUAGCAGUUGUUUAUGGUUUAAUCGAUGCGACGAAAGAGUGGCCAUCAGAUGGUCUGCAUUGGUAGGAGUGACGAAUAUUUAUUCUGAAGACUACUUGAGUAACAAAAAUGUACGUAGUAAUUUAUUGAGGAUACUAAAUUAAACUGAAGAGAACAUCGUACAUAGACUUCGUCAUAAUCUGAGCUUUAUUAGACAUUUUCAAGCAACCCUUAUAACUCCAAAAGUGGAUAGCUGAUGCGCAUUUGUCUGUAAGAUAAUCUCUAGCAUUGAAUUUUUAUUAUACCCAUGGUAUAUAUUGUCUUUCUCUUAAUUUUUGUGCAGAACUCAAAGCAAUGGAGUUGCGGACAAACUGUUUUAGUUUGAAGUAAAUUAAAGCUGUAACAAGGAACUUGGACCCUGCAAACAAGAUUGGUGAAGGUGGAUUUGGUCCUGUUUACAAGGUCAAGCACAUAGUCAUGAGUUCAUUCUGUUUUGUUUUGUAUCCAGAAUUUAGUCCCGGUGUAAUCUUGAGAGCCUAAUAAUAAUACACGCAUGUUGAAAACUUUCAGGGGGUUCUACCGGACGGUUCUAUGAUCGCGGUGAAGCAGCUGUCUUCCAAGUCAAAGCAAGGAAACCGGGAAUUUUUGAAUGAGAUAGGCAUGAUAUCAGCCCUACAGCACCCGAACCUCGUAAGACUUUUUGGGUGCUGCACCGAAGGGAAUCAGUUGCUGCUAAUAUACGAAUACAUGGAAAAUAACAGCCUUGCCCGAGCCCUAUAUGGUAACCAUGUUACGGUUCGGGUUCUUUGUACCUUGUGCCCGCGACUUUCUAGGAUUUACCUCUUUAGAUUCAUAUUGUGUGAGGUUAUUGCCAGUAUGGUGUGAAUGUAACAAUCACGGUGUUGACAGGUCCCGAAGGGCUGAAGUUGGAACUGGAUUAGCAGACGAGGCGUAAAAUUUGCAUAGGAAUAGCAAGGGGAUUGGCCUACCUUCACGAAGAGUCGAGGCUAAAGGUUGUUCAUAGAGACAUCAAAACGACGAAUGUCCUUCUCGAUAAGGAUCUGAACGCGAAGAUAUCGGACUUCGGACUGGCUAAACUGGACGAAGAGGAGAAUACCCACAUCAGCACCCGGAUAGCAGGGACCAUGUAAGCAAACUCUGUGUCUGAAAUAAUGGAUCUCUCGGCUGUUGGUAGAGUGAUAUAAUUCGAGUUGCAUCUCUUCAUUCGUUUUGCCGACUGUUCACAGUUGCGACUCAUGGGACCUGCAAUUGAUCAUCGAUUUAUAGUUAGAAUCAAUGCGCAGCCUUUUUUGUUGUUGUAGUAUUAUGCUCAUUUAGACAAGUUAGUUUCAAGAAUGUCGCAUUCAAAACUCUUUCUUCGUAUCUUAUUUUCGUCCUACUCGAUCCUGCCUUCAAAAGUGUUUAAGGUUACCACCUCCAUCCAACCCACCGUUCAGUUUUUCCUUCUACGACGGCUAUCGCAUCUCAGCAAUUGGUUCUUGUCAUCUGAAGGUCCCUGAAGUGGGGAAGCUCCAAUUAGUGAUUUAUUUCAAUAUGUUGGAGAUGAAAAAGACCGGUUUUUGUUUGGUGAUGCUGUCUCCUUUACGCUGACGAGCAUUUUCCUUGUUUCGUUCCAGGGGUUAUAUAGCUCCUGAAUAUGCUUUGAGAGGUUACUUGACGGACAAAGCAGAUGUUUACAGCUUUGGAGUGGUCACGUUGGAGAUUGUGAGCGGAAAGAGUAACGCCAACUGUCGCAUGAAAGAGGAUUUCAUGUACCUUCUCGAUUGGGUAUGCGACCUUCGAUAACUCUGGACGUACAAGGCCGAGUGCUCAAACCAAUUCAGGGUUAAGAGAUUUCUUAGCAAUGGUUUUUCCAUUUUUCUCAGGCCAAUGUUCUCCAGGAGAAGGGCGCCCUCCUCGACCUGGUGGACCCCGCCCUGGGUGUCAACUUCUCCACGGAGGAAGCACAGCAGAUGCUGGACCUGGCCCUCCUGUGCACCAACCUUACUCCGGCCCUUCGGCCUUCCAUGUCCACUGUGGUCGCCAUGCUCGAGGACCACACGCCCAUUCAGGCCCCGACUAUAAAGAUCACCCGGACAGAGAGCAUGGAGCAGAGGUUUAGGUCCUUGGAGACGAUCUCCCAGGAUGGGCAUAGCCAGGCCGCCACCACGGAAGGGCCGUGCUCAGAUUCCACGUUGCCUAUGUAGAGAAGCAACAGAGGAGACGACCGCUUCUACUCCACCACAACCCGGCUCCUCGGUGACUGCAAGGAUUUCCCCUGGGACAGUGGCUACUCCGAGGACGGGUCAUCCCUGGAAAGGCGUUCACAAAAGCUCUCUUGA